Messenger RNA from Penicillium lagena, 1050 nucleotides. RefSeq lists its product as uncharacterized. Lineage: Eukaryota; Fungi; Ascomycota; Eurotiomycetes; Eurotiales; Aspergillaceae. The transcript has 2 exons. The record is from RefSeq and is a predicted model, not a curated record. Bases 1 to 1050 code for a protein of 349 amino acids.
AUGUCUCCUCGGAAGAAAGCCGUUUCCCGGGACGACGUCCAGACGCGUCCCACCCGCGACCAGCUACCGAAAGUCAUUGCACUGCUACUGCGAGUGAACGAUAUGCCCGCAGCUUCUCGAUUUGGGCUCUGUGUUCUGAGCAGUCUCAUUAUCAGCUCCGUCCUUUACAAACUCACCGCUUCCAUCACGGUGGACGACUUCGCUCGUGUCAGUAAGAACCCGGAGAAACCGUGGGAGAUCCUGGGCUUGAUCGCCUGGCGAAUUGUGGAGAUUGGCCUGGUGUGGAUCAUGAUGUUUGACCCCAAUGAUAUCUGGGCAUACUUCUUUGUCACACACAUGCCAACUUACUACAUCUUGAUCUUCUUCUACCGCGUGCGAGCUUCCUCGGCAGUGUCGUCGUUUGCCAUUUUGCUCGUGUCGACCACAUUCCCCCUGGUCGCUACACACGGUCUCCCCACCAUGUUGAAAAACCGGCUAGCUUCCCUCGAGCCUCCAUCCACCGUCGCCAACCGGGGUAUUUUGCGGGACUGGCUUACUUGCUUUUACACUACAAUCGCCGCUACAUCUGUUUUCUACGUUGUUAUGUAUCUCAACGCUGCGACCUGGAUGGACUCUUUCUUGCUCGCGCAUCUCGAGAGCCUUCGGACUAUCAGGGCCGCUCAGUCUGAUCAUACCUGUGGCGCCAGCUGUCACCUUCUUGUCUUCUUAGUUAUGCUCCCAGUUGGCUACUUUUUGCGCGAAUUCCUGUUCUACAAGCCUCUCGAUUCGCCUCCCGAUGACACUGAGAAGCCCGCAAACCGCCAAGGGGAAUACCUGAUUGUCAGUCUUCGCCGCAAGACUUGGGGGAAGCUACCGGCCAAGACGAGGGCACUUGUGUCACGGACGCUGAUCCUCACUACUGGAGUGCUUCUCAAUACCAUUGUGCAGGUGCUCGGCACGUUCGACCGUGUUGAUUUCUUGGGUUCGUUCGCAUGGGGUGGAGUCUGGGCAAUGGGGAUCCUGGUUGUUGGCGCGAUGUUCGCCUGGAUUGCUGCAGUCGAGGGGGUGUAA